CACUAUCCAAUAAUAUUUAAUAUAUAUCAAGUUAAAAAGAAAUAAAGAAAAAUAUAUAGUAAAAUUUUAUUAUUGUGAAAGAUAAAUACAAUGCACUAUCCAAUAAUAUUUAAUAUAUAUCAAGUUAAAAAGAAAUAAAGAAAAAUAUAUAGUAAAAUUUUAUUAUUGUGAAAGAUAAAUACAAUGCACUAUCCAAUAAUAUUUAAUAAUAUCAUAUGUUGCAUAUUCAAAAUAUAGCAUCCCGUAUUUAAUUAAUAUACUACUCCGAUGAGUUAUCGAUGAUUAUUAUUGGAUAUGAUAAAAUUAUAUUGAUUUUUACAGUAAUAACAUAAUCAAUCGCUCUUAAUUAAUUAUUAAGAGACAUCUAGGUAUUAAGAAAAUAAAUAAUAUUUAAUAAAAAAAUAAAAUAGACAUAAAAUGCAAAAUUAACUCUUGAUGUUUCAAAUUAAAUUGUCUUAUUUCAAACGAUGAUUUUACUCUACCACCCCUUAUUAUAAGUCAUUUAUGUAUACUGGGUUUGUUGUUGUUGUGUGUAUUAGAAAAUAAAGAAUAAUAAAAUGAUAUGUCAACAUAAAAUAUUUGAUUAACUGUCAAAAUUAUAUUAGUGUCACGUAGAUUGGGACGGGAUAGAAGAAGAUAUAAAGCAACAUAUAUUAUUUAAAAAUAAAUAAAAAGUACUAUAAAUAACAAUAAUUAACACAAAUUUCAAAAGUUGACUGUUUUCUGCUUCAGCUGCUUCAAUUGUGAUUUUAAUGUAUCACCCGUAAUUAAUUAUUACAAGUCACCUAUGUAUUGAAAAAUUAAUAAUAUUAAAUCCAUAAUUUUACUAUAUCACCUAUAAUUAAUUAUUAUAAGUUCUUUAUGUAUUAAAAAAUAAAUAAUAUUUAAUUAAAAAUAUAAAAUAAAUAUUUAUGACAUGUCUGAUUAAGUUGCUUCAAUCGUGAUUUUAUUAUAUCACUCCUAAUUAAUUAUUAUAAGUCAUUUAUAUCUUAACAAUUAAUAAUAUUUAAUAAAAAAUUAAAAUAGACGUUUAUGACAUGUCUGUUUUAGUUGUUUCAACCAUAGUUUUACUAAAUAUCACCCCUAACUAAUUAUUAUAAGUCAUUUAAGUAUUAAAAAUAAAUAAUAUUUAAUAAAAAUAAAAUAGAUAUAAAAAUGAUAAAUUAACUCUUGAUGUUUUAAAUUAACUUGACGUCUUAUAUGAGAUCCACAUAAAUUUUUCACAAGUAUUUUUUAUAGUAAUUUCGCUAUGUCACUUCUAAUUAGGUGUUGUAAGUCAUUUAAGACAUUUAUGCUUCGCUGUAUCAGUCGUGAUUUUACUAUAUCACCCCUAAUUAAUUAUUAUGGUCAUUUAAGCAUUGUGCCACAUAAGUUGAAAUAAAAAAAAUAUUAUAAAUCACAAUGAUAAAAAAUUUAAAUUAUUUAAAAAAUAUAGUUGGCUAUCGUCGACACAAAACUCUAGACAAGGAAAGUAGCAUAUAUUAUUCAAAAAUUACAUAAAAAGUAUUAUAAAUUACGAUAGUUAACAACUUAAAAUAUCUAAAAAUAAUUUAAUCUGUUAUAUAUUUUUAAAAAAUUACAUGAAAAAUACUAAAAAUUACAAUAAUUAACAACUCAAAAAAUUUAAAACAUAUAAAAUAUUUGGUCGACUUUUGAAAUUAUAUUAGUGUCACUGAAAUUGUAAUAGAAGAAAAGUAUUAUAAAUCACAAUAAUUAAAAAUGUAAAUUACUUUUAAAAUAUAAUUAACUAUCAAUGCCAUAAAAAUUUAGACAAUAAAAAUAACGUAUAUUAAUUUAAAAAUUAUAUAAAAAAUAUUAUAAAUUACAAUAGUUAACAACUUAAAUUAUCUAAAUACAUUUUAGAAUAACAUAUAUUGAACUCAUGCUAGAAUCCGGAUCAACCUAGAAAACAUAUGAAAUUCUUUUAUUAAAAUUUUUUAUUUAAAUAUAUUAAAAUUAAAAAAAAAUAAAAAAAUAUCUAGUAUCUCGUAUAAAUUGUGGGAUAUGUAAUUUCGGAUAAUGUGGGAUUAAUUAUCCUGACAUAACUAUUUUCGAAACCCCUAACUUUAGGUUUUGAGAAGAGGCACGUGGCCAGCAUACGACAUCUCUAAGAUUUAUUUAUUUUCUUUAUCUCUAACAUCAGACACCACAAAAAUAUAGAAGACAAUUUAUGUUCCGGCUUCUCAUCUUUCUUCUUUCCAUCUUCCCACAUACAACUUCCUAAGCAUCACCUAUGGCUUCUCUUCUUACCAAUGGAAUCUCACCCUUCUCUCCUCAAUCCAUCACUGAUCAACCUAAACCCCUUAAAGGGUCUACCUUUUUGCCUAAUUUACACGCCCCAAGAACCCCAAAUUCAGGCAAUUUCAAGAUUCGAGCUGCUGAGGUAAGCUAUGAUGUCGACGCCACUGUUGAGUUUCCAGGUAAUGAAGAAGACCCACUUCAGAAAUUCUUGAAAAGAGAUUAUAAAUGGGGUUUUAAUGAAAAAAUUGAAUCUUUUGCACUGCCGAAAGGGCUUUCUGAGGAGACUAUAAGGUUGAUUUCAUCUAGAAAGAAUGAGCCUGAUUGGAUGCUUGAGUAUAGGUUGAAAGCUUUUGAGAAAUUUGUUAAGAUGAAAGAGCCUAAAUGGUCUGAUAAUCAGUACCCAGAAAUUGAUUUUCAAAAUGUUUGUUAUUAUUCUGAACCUAAAAAGAAACCAACUUUGAAUAGUCUUGAUGAGGCUGACCCUGAACUUGUUAGGUAUUUUGACAAAUUGGGUAUUCCCUUGAAUGAAAGAAAUAGGUUAGCUAAUGUUGCAGUGGAUGCUGUUCUUGAUAGUGUUUCUAUUGCUACAACUCAUAGGAAGACUUUAGAGAAAGCUGGUGUCAUUUUUUGUUCUAUUUCUGAGGCUAUUAAGGAGUAUCCAGAUUUAGUUAGGAAGUACUUGUCUAAAGUUGUGCCCCCAGAAGACAACUUUUAUGCGGCUCUUAAUUCAGCUGUGUUUAGUGAUGGAUCGUUUGUGUAUAUACCCAAGAACACCAAGUGUCCUAUGCAAAUAUCUACUUAUUUUAGAAUAAAUGCAAUGGAAACUGGACAAUUCGAGAGGACUUUGAUUGUUGCGGAUGAAGGGAGCUUUGUGGAGUAUUUAGAAGGGUGUACAGCACCUUCUUAUGAUACGAAUCAGUUGCAUGCUGCUGUGGUGGAGUUGUAUUGUCAUGAAGGUGCAGAGAUUAAGUACUCCACCGUGCAGAAUUGGUACGCGGGAGAUGAGGAAGGUAGAGGAGGGAUUUAUAAUUUUGUUACGAAGAGGGGAGUUUGUGCUGGGGCUCGUUCGAAGAUAUCAUGGACACAAGUAGAGACGGGCUCAGCUAUUACCUGGAAAUAUCCAAGUGUUGUGCUAGAGGGUGAUGAGUCAGUUGGUGAAUUCUAUUCGGUGGCAUUGACCAACAACUAUCAGCAGGCAGAUACAGGAACGAAGAUGAUACACAAAGGAAAGAAUACAAGGAGUAGGAUUAUUUCAAAGGGUAUUUCAGCAGGAAAUUCUAGAAACUGCUACAGAGGACUAGUUCAGGUCUUAUCAAAUGCAGAAAAUGCUCGGAAUUCCUCCCAGUGUGAUUCAAUGCUCAUUGGUGAUAGUGCUGCUGCCAAUACUUAUCCGUACAUUCAGGCCAAGAACCCCACUGCGCGGAUUGAACAUGAAGCCACAACGUCAAAGAUUGGUGAAGAUCAGUUGUUCUACUUCCAACAGAGAGGAAUCGACUACGAGAGAGCAAUGGCUGCAAUGAUCUCUGGGUUUUGUAGAGAUGUUUUCAAUGAACUUCCUGAUGAAUUUGGUGCUGAGGUGAACCAAUUAAUGAGCUUGAAGCUUGAAGGAUCUGUAGGUUAAAGCACACCUUUCAUUUUGGUCUGUAAAACUGAUUGCUGGUGAAAAUAUUGGCUUUUGCAGCCAUUGGUUUUGUCAUCUGUAAAGUUGUAAUAGUAUUGUACUGUACCCAAACUUUUCUCUAUUUACUCUUCAUGUAAAUAAUGUGUGUGAGGCAAUAUCUCAACAGUUCGAUGACUUCUAAUUGAUUGUGCCUGUGCUUGUUUAAGGUUCUUCAAUUGAGGAAUUCAAUUUGAA
Molecule: messenger RNA, 4096 nt
Organism: Capsicum annuum
Lineage: Eukaryota; Viridiplantae; Streptophyta; Magnoliopsida; Solanales; Solanaceae
Product: UPF0051 protein ABCI8, chloroplastic
Exons: 2
Coding region: 2234-3862 (542 amino acids)
Biological process (GO): iron-sulfur cluster assembly
Source: RefSeq, a predicted model, not a curated record